Messenger RNA from Penicillium pulvis, 1608 nucleotides. RefSeq names its product cytochrome P450. The record is from RefSeq and is a predicted model, not a curated record. Gene Ontology annotation, molecular function: monooxygenase activity; oxidoreductase activity, acting on paired donors, with incorporation or reduction of molecular oxygen; iron ion binding. Bases 1 to 1608 code for a protein of 535 amino acids. NCBI's taxonomy places the organism in Eukaryota, Fungi, Ascomycota, Eurotiomycetes, Eurotiales, Aspergillaceae. The transcript has 6 exons.
AUGGCAUUUCUAACACUUAUCAUCGUGGCAUCUGCUGUCAUCUGCUUAGUGACAACUUAUUUUACCUCAAAAAAGGCACCAACAGGCCUUCGUAAUGUUCCUGAGGCCGGAAGGCUGAAGGAUUUGAGUAAAUACCCCCAGCGAGAGUGGCGCAAAUGGGCUCAACAAUACGGAGAGCUCUUCCAGAUUCGACUCGGCUGGGAAAACUGGGUCUUCGUGAACAGCCCAGAAGCUGUAAAAGUAAUCUUCAACAAACAAUCCCAACACACCUCUUCUCGUGCUCCAAGUCCAGUUCUCUCGGACCUCAUUUCAGGGGACAUGCGAAUGUUGUUAAUGCCGUAUACACCGAAAUGGCGGAAACUGCGCGCAAUCGUCCACCAACUUUUGACACCCAAGUCAUCAGAUAAUUUCAAGCCAUCGCAGGAGUUUGAAGCGAAACAACUCCUUUGGGAUAUUUGUACCGAUAAUUCCGACCAAGAAAAUUUCUAUAUGCAUAUUCGUCGAUACACAACAUCUGUGGUGAUGACAUCAACAUAUGGACGACGAAUACCUCAGUGGGACUGCGAAGAUAUCCGUGAAAUCUACGGACUAAUGCAGGACUUCAGCGAAGCCGCAGAACCGGGAAAAUACCUUGCGGAAUUGUUCCCACCUCUAUCCAAGCUUCCUGUCUGGAUGCAGUGGUGGCGGGAAUCAGCUGAACGAUCCUUCCAGCGACAGGCUUCGAUAUGGAUGAAAUACUUCUCUGAUCUCCAGAGAAGUAUCAAGAAGAAUGAGGCCCCGGAAUGCUUUGUCAAGAGCUUUAUUGAAUCGGAUUAUGAGAAGAAUGACAUCAGUGACUUGCAAGCCAGUUUCGUGGCUGGAACAAUGAUUGAAGCGGGCUCAGAGACGACCUCUUCAGCUUUGAAUUCCUGCGUGAAGUAUUUCGCAGCAUACCCAAAAGCUCAAGCAAAAGCCUAUGCCGAAAUCAAGAAGGUCGUAGGUGAAAGCCGAUUCCCGUCGUUUGACGAUGAAGAGAAACUGCCCUAUAUCCGGGCUUGUGUGAAAGAGAUUUUGCGGAUUCGGCCUAUAACCAAUAUCGGAACCCCCCAUUAUACCACCGCCAACGUUGUUUACAAAGACUACUUUAUACCCGCUGGAACAGUUGUUACAAUCAACCAUUACGCUCUUCAUUUCGAUCCUAAACGCUGGGAAAAUCCCGACGACUUCAUCCCAGAUCGAUACCUGGAUUAUCCAUUCAAAGCAGGCGUCUACGUCGCCAGUCCUUAUCCAGAACAGCAAAUCCACUUUGAUUUCGGUGCAGGCCGUCGCAUCUGUCCUGGGAUGCACUUGGCAGAGAAUAGUCUGUUUAUUACGAUCGCGAGUAUCAUAUGGGCAUUUGAGAUCCUUCCGCCCAUCGAGGAUGGUAAGGUUGGCCAUGUAGAUGUGUCUGAUGCCGCUUAUGCUGGGGGUGUAAACACUUUGCCGAAGCAGAGUAAGCUUCGAUUUGUUCCGAGGAGUGAAGAGGUGAAGCGGACUAUCUUGACUGGGUGGCCCCUUGUUAAGGCGGAGGGUUAUAUGCUGGGAGAUAUUAAGGUGGACGCCGAGGGGAUGGUUUUUUCUUUGAAGUAG